AUGUUUUCUCAUUCCUUUAUCAAGUACAUCAUGUCGUCCGGGUUGGAGGAUCAGCAGCGAGUGCAGGUAGUGGUGUGUGGACGGCGGUUUGAGUUGACAGUCGCUGUUCUCUCCAUGUACACUUCUCUCUUCCGCCGUUUCUUUCACGAGGCCUUCGCAGCACUUCGCCGUGGUGAGUCUGGUGCGGAUGUAUGGAAGUCGUGCUAUCACACCGCCGCAGAGAAUCUACAAAAAGAAAAAGAAGAAAAAGAAGCCGAGUCUAAACUUAAUACAAAGACUGAUCUCACUCCUAGUACGACGAUCACUAGUGUAGAUCUUAUUGUCCCUGUUGUGAGUGUAGAGCGUGAUGAACGGGAUGGUCAUGUUCUCUGGCGGUUUGUGUACACCUCCACUUUAUUAGCACCAGAGGAUGUGGGUGUUAUUUUUGUAUACAUUCGCAAAUUAUUUCAAUGGCAUCACAAUAAUAAUAAUAAUAAUAAUAAUAAUAAUAAUAACAAUAACAAUAAUAGUGGGAAAUCAUCACAACCGCAAUUACCCAUUCGAUGGGAUGAAUUACCGUAUGAUGCCCAAUUAUCUCUAUCGCGUGUGGUGUGUACAUUUGGUGUAGAGCCACUCAUUGGAAAAUACGAUUAUCCCACCGCUGCUGCUGCUGCUGCUGUAGUGAAGGACGAAGUUCAUGCAGAGAAGGAUACUAUUGGGAAUGAAAACAGAACGGGAUGUUUUUUAUCAGCACGUGAAAAGGCAGAGGAGUACUUGCGGCAACAAGAAGGAAAAGAAAAACAAGACUCUUCCAAGGCAAAAGAAGUAAUAUCUCAUCCAUCCACAACGAUAACUAAAGAAGAAGAACAAGAGGAAGUACGUGGUGUUGUGCAUCCCAGUGUUGACGAUGAUGAUUUGUUCUUAGCAACUACGGCAUGCUCAAGGUGUGGUGUCACUGGGCAUACAGAUGCGGAGUGUACACGGUAA
Trypanosoma theileri is the source of this 966-nucleotide messenger RNA. RefSeq lists its product as uncharacterized. The record is from RefSeq and is a predicted model, not a curated record. NCBI's taxonomy places the organism in Eukaryota, Euglenozoa, Kinetoplastea, Trypanosomatida, Trypanosomatidae. The coding region runs from base 1 to 966 and encodes 321 amino acids. The transcript has a single exon.